Messenger RNA from Paramormyrops kingsleyae, 3632 nucleotides. RefSeq names its product calcium channel, voltage-dependent, beta 4a subunit (gene cacnb4a). Gene Ontology annotation, molecular function: protein binding; voltage-gated calcium channel activity. NCBI's taxonomy places the organism in Eukaryota, Metazoa, Chordata, Actinopteri, Osteoglossiformes, Mormyridae. The record is from RefSeq and is a predicted model, not a curated record. Gene Ontology annotation, biological process: calcium ion transmembrane transport. Gene Ontology annotation, cellular component: voltage-gated calcium channel complex.
GUGAAGGGAGGCAAAGAGGGGGUGGGGGCGUUGCUUUCCCGAUGCAGACCCCCCCUUCCUUAUUCACAGUCGAGGAGAGCGCUCUCCAAAGCUGACUGGAGCAGCGGCCAGCCAAUCAGAAGCCCUGCUGCCUGCUUUGUCAUCGAGCUCUGAUUGAGGAAGGAUUCGCUCUCUUGCUCUGUGUUUGGAAGGCAGAUAGGAUGCCUGGUCAGUACAGCCUCCAGGGAUAAAGCUGCUGCCCUGUGAUGUGAAUGAACAGCAGCAGCUCGCUGAGGAGAAAGCACGGCACAUCUCUCCGCGCAGGCCCAGGGACGCCGCACCAGGCCUUUUCCUUGCUGAUUUCUGCUGAAGGGGGGUCAUUGCAGUGCCCCAGUCCAGCUAUUUCCGUUGCUCAUCACCCUUGUUUUUUUGUGCUGUUUGGAAUAUUGGCCCUCCAUGUACGACAACUUGUACCUGCAUGGAUUUGAAGACUCGGAGGCGGGCUCAGCUGAUUCCUACACUAGCAGACCAUCAGAUUCAGAUGUCUCUCUGGAGGAGGAGCGUGAGGGUGGACGGCAGGAGCGUGAGCAGCAGGCUGCCCUGCAGUUGGAGAGGGCCAAGGCCAAAGCAGUGGCCUUUGCUGUGAAGACCAAUGUUUCCUACUGUGGUGCCCUGGAUGAGGAAGUCCCUGUAGCAGGAACCGCCAUCUCAUUCGAUGCCAAGGACUUCCUCCAUAUCAAAGAGAAGUACAACAAUGACUGGUGGAUCGGCCGACUGGUGAAGGAGGGCUGUGAGAUCGGCUUCAUCCCCAGCCCUCUCAAACUGGAGAACAUCCGCAUCCAGCAAGAGCAAAAGCGGGGGCGCUUCCACGGUAAGUCCAGUGGGAAUUCCUCCUCCAGUCUAGGAGAGAUGGUUUCAGGUACUUUCAGACCCACCCCUCCCUCUGCAGGAAAGCAGAAACAGAAGGUGACUGAGCACGUUCCUCCCUACGACGUGGUGCCCUCCAUGAGGCCCGUGGUUCUGGUCGGACCCUCCCUGAAGGGAUAUGAGGUGACAGACAUGAUGCAGAAAGCACUCUUUGACUUCCUGAAGCACAGGUUUGAUGGCAGGAUAUCGAUUACAAGAGUCACAGCAGACAUUUCACUUGCGAAGAGGUCUGUCCUGAACAACCCCAGCAAGAGGGCCAUCAUCGAAAGGUCCAACACCAGGUCCAGUCUAGCGGAGGUCCAGAGUGAGAUUGAGAGAAUCUUUGAGCUUGCAAGAUCCUUGCAGUUAGUAGUGCUGGACGCUGACACCAUUAACCACCCAGCACAGCUACUGAAGACCUCCCUGGCCCCAAUUAUUGUGCAUGUCAAAGUCUCCUCUCCCAAGGUCCUCCAGCGACUCAUUAAAUCCCGGGGGAAGUCCCAGAGUAAACAUCUGAACGUGCAGCUGGUGGCGGCGGACAAGCUGGCCCAGUGCCCCCCGGAGAUGUUCGACAUCAUUCUGGAUGAGAACCAGCUGGAGGAUGCCUGUGAACAUCUGGCUGAAUACCUAGAAGCCUAUUGGCGUGCCACCCACACUUCAAGUAGCACCCCUCUCAACCCCUUGCUGGGCCGAAACCUGGGCUCCACAGCACUUUCCCCGUACCCCAGCGCCAUCUCUGGACUGCAGGGCCAGAGACUGAGACAUGCCAACCACACGGGCGACCACUCGCCCAUCGAACGCCGCAGCCUGGUGACCGCCGAUGAGAACUACCACAAUGAGCGCGCGCGCAAGAGCCGCAACCGCCUGUCCUCUGGCUCACAGCACAGCCGGGACCACUACCCCCUGGUGGAAGAGGAGUACCACGACCCGUACCAGGACACAUACAAGCCACACCGCAACCGCAGCUCCCCCGGGGGCUACAGCCACGACUCCAGGCAUAGGCUCUGAGCGGGCCCACUGGACCGCCCCGGGCCUCCCGCCUCGCCAACCCAGUACCACGGAGCCGAGAUGGCCCCCGUCCAGUCGUGUCAGUCUAUCCGUACGCGUGAUGCAGCCUUUCCCUCUGGCACUGGUUCUUGUCCACACAGCAAAUAAAUCUGCAAGCCCAAUCUGGACGCGUCUGUAUUGACACGGUGACACCAAACUGAUCGAAAGCGAAGGGGAGGUGCCUUUGAUGGCGGCGAGAGAAAAGGCGAGGCUGCGUUCACCUUGUUGCGGCUUCAGGCAUCGUGAGAGAUUUGGUGGCUGCUAGGCGCGUCCAGGCGGCACGGGGCUCCCCUGCAUCCGCAGAGCCGGCCGCCGCCGUGCCCCGCCACACCGCGAACCAGUGCCAGCAUGCGAAAAGCGCACACAAAACACAGCGGGCACCCGACCUUUUGCACGUUUACGGGGUCGGUGGGGACGGAGCAUGACACAUUGGUGAUGUCCUUCAUUGAAUUGGUCUGUCUCGCUGGCUGGCGCGUCCCAAAACCCAGAGGUGCGGCACAGUUUGCGUUUCCCAGUGUAAUAUUAAUGGUUGUGACCCUCCUAACGCCCUUAGUUUCUGUAUUCUCUGCCCAAUGACACCUAGUGCUAAUGGGGAUGCACCCAGGUCUUGAGGUACCCCUUUUUCCUGCCUUUCCUCACCACGGGGCAGCUCUUUCCAAACGGGAUACCCAGCAACAUGCGGGUUUUGCCGACUGGCCCACGCUCCAUCUCCAUGUUCCCACUGAGGACAGGGCAGACCCUUCCUCUGCAUCGCAUCACACAGAUGUCAGAACUCAUAAGCUGCUCACAGAGGGGAUAAAUUCAAGGUAGCUCAUUGUAACGGAGGUUAGGCAUCACAUCAUAUGCCUUUCUUGGCUCGAUGUGCUCAGAACCUGCCUAGGAGACAUCUGCUGCUCUUUCCCAAGGAGUGAGUUAAAGCCAGACAGAUACUCUCGCUGGCCUGUAAUUCAUAACUGCUACCUGUUGGUGUUGUAUGCUGUUUGCAUCAUACUGUGUUCACUAUAUGCCUGGCAUUUCCCCAACAUACAGAACAUGACAUUACCGUUAUUAAAAAGUAAAAGGGUUAGAGGUGGACACACUGUCAGAGGAAACAGUGAGUUUCUUCCCCAAGGUAGAAGGCCAAUCAGAAUGUACCUUUUCUGCAUCAGUGUCACUUUGUACCUGUUUAUACGAUGUUGUUUUACACAGCGCUGCUUUCUCAAGCCUAGCACAGCAUACAGCCCCCAGAUCCGACCUUUUUCAGUGAAACUUCACAAUGCUACCAUGAUCAACGAGUAACAGAGGAGUAAUAUGAUGUUUGCCUGCUCGUCCUGUCUAUGUGAAGCAUCUUCUCGGUGGUAAUAAACAGGUUUUUGAAUAAGUUCAUUUGACAGAUAGCACUCAUCGCUGUAUCAAACGUGGAAGGUGCUUAAAACACUGGGCAUCGGUUUUGAAUCUGCUUUUGCUGUUAAAUAUACAGAGAUUUACAACAUCUCACAGCUCUCCAUCAUCUUUUGUAAGUUCAAAAACAUACCGGGAAACAAAAAGUUUACUUUCUAAGAUGGAAAAGUUGGUACUUAGCACCAUUUUGCCUGGGUUGCAUUUUUGUUGUAAUAUUCCCAAACUUUGUUUGUACUUUGCUUUUUUGUGACUAUAUUUCAAAGCCUCGUUGAAGUCUUCCAUGUCCUGCUUGUAACUUAGUAAAAAAAUUGUCAAAAGCU